UUUCAAGGAUUCCAAAAUUUAUGGUCUAUAUCUCAUAUCCUAACAUGUAAUAUCUUAAUUAAGAGAAUUUAUGGCACGUUGUAAGCUUGAGAAUUGGUCAUUAAUUUACACAUGGCAUCUUAACCAAGAUCCACAUGUAGACAAAUCGAAGCAAACCCACGUGAAAAAUCUGUAAUUUCAUCUUCCACCAUGUCCGUCACUCAUCCUCCCCGCCCCAUUAAUUGACAAAUCAACAAAUCCUCUGUCCUUCAUUCUUCCUACAAGACAAGAGAGAAGGAGAAAAAAUCCAAGAGAUCAGAAAGAAAGCGAGUUUUUGGAGAGAUGGGUGUGGUGGUAAUAGACGGAUCAACGGUCAGAGACUUCGUGAGCGACGAGGAACAGUUCAAGAAAAGCAUGGACGAGAAGUUUGCGGCGCUCGACCUCAACAACGACGGGGUGCUAUCGAGGUCAGAGCUUCGCAAAGCCUUCGAAUCCAUGCGUCUCCUCGAGACCCACUUCGGUGUCGAUGUUGCUGCCACCCCGGAUCAGCUCACACAGCUUUAUGAUUCCAUUUUUGAAAAGUUUGAUUGUGACCAGAGCGGCACCGUUGAUCUUGACGAGUUCAGGUCUGAGAUGAAGAAAAUUUUGCUGGCAAUUGCUGAUGGGUUGGGGUCUUCUCCUAUUCAGAUGGCUCUUGAGGAUGAUGAUGAUAAUAAUAAUUUCCUCAAGAGGGCUGCUGAUCUUGAAGCCUCUAAGCUCAAUCAAUCUGCAUCUGCAUCUGAAACAUGAGCCCUGCCUAUGCAUUUUUAGCUCAUCUUAUAUGGCUGGGACGUGUUAAUAUGAGUUGUAUGCUUGUACUCUACUUUGAUUUUCUUCUAGUUCUGUUUAUCAUCAAUAAAGCUCUUUUCUUAAAUUCA
Molecule: messenger RNA, 896 nt
Organism: Carica papaya (papaya)
Lineage: Eukaryota; Viridiplantae; Streptophyta; Magnoliopsida; Brassicales; Caricaceae
Product: Calcium-binding EF-hand family protein
Molecular function (GO): calcium ion binding
Source: RefSeq, a predicted model, not a curated record